Molecule: messenger RNA, 2751 nt
Organism: Pieris macdunnoughi
Lineage: Eukaryota; Metazoa; Arthropoda; Insecta; Lepidoptera; Pieridae
Source: the annotation of a GenBank genome assembly
AUGAUUGCGUUUAUGAAAGGUGUAAAGACAGCUCGUAAUUUUAAAUAUGUAAGAGUAAAGUACCAUUCGGGAGUGGGGGUGUUCGGUCAUCGACCCCGGGAGGUGAAUGAAAGUGAUUUACCAGAAGAAGUUACAUCAAGGAGAUACGAAAACUGCCGCGCACAGCAACUGGUUAACGCUUAUCGCACAUACGGGCACCUUCGGGCGACUAUUGAUAAUGUUGAUUACAAACAACCGAACAGAAAUAUUAAAGAGCUGUCUUUAUCACGUUACGGACUAUCUUCUAACGAUCACGUAGAUUUGGGUCUAUUGUAUGGUCAUAGCGGAAAGCAGCCUGUCAAUAAGUUAGUGGAGCAAUUAGAAAAGUUAUACUGCGGCCCGAUCUCUUAUGAGUUUACAUACUUAGAAACAGAUGCUGAACGAGAAUGGUUUGCUCAACGAAUAGAAGACACACAAGAUGCGAUUUCAAAAGACCGUCAGCGCCAAAUCUUGAAGGAACUAUUGGAGACUCAGACAUGGGACAAAUUCCUCUCCACUAAAUAUCCCAGCGUGAAGAGAUAUUGUGGUGAAGGCGCUGAGUCUUUGUUGACUUUCUUUUCCACCCUCAUCCAACGGACAUGUUCUGAGGGAAUGGAAUAUGUUACCCUGUCAAUGGCACACAGGGGCAAAAUAAAUCUGCUGACGAGCCAAUUAAAAUGCCCGCCUGUCAAAAUCUUCCACAAGUUUAAUGGAAACCCGGAGUUUCCACUGGAGGCGAACGCUGCAUGUGAUAUUGCUACACAUUUAAGUGCUUCGGUGGACCUGGCAGUAGAAGGAAAAUCAGUGAAAUUUUCUAUGAUUAACAAUCCAUCACAUUUAGAGGCGGGAAAUCCCGUAUCAAUGGGAAAAGCACGAUCGAAACAGUUGAAAUUACUUGAAGGAGAUUACUCAGUUAACAAAACGUCACGAUUUGGGGACAAAGUCCUGAAUGUACAGGUACAUGGUGACGCUGCAUUUGCUGGUCAGGGUAUCAACCAAGAGAUGCUAAUGAUGUCUCAAGUUCCACACUUCCAUGUAGGCGGAUCAGUCCAUAUAGUCGUUAACAAUCAGAUCGGCUUCACAUUGCCAGCAGAACGUGGAAGAUCCAGCAAAUACGUCACGGACUUAGCUAAAGCCAUAUCAGUGCCCGUUAUUCACGUCAAUGGGGAUCAUCCAGAGCUGGUCGCGAGGGCCACGAACAUUGCUUUUGAAUAUCAAAGAAAAUUUCGCAAAGACGUGUUCAUUGACUACAACUGUUACCGACGAUGGGGACACAACGAAGUUGACGAUCCAACUUUUACAAACCCACUUAUUUACAAGCUUAUUCAUAGUAGAAAAUCUAUACCGGAUGUGUAUACAGAUAAGUUAAUAUCCGAAGGUGUAGUGUCUGAAGAAGACGUUAAAUUAAUUAACAGUGACUAUCAUAAGUUCUUACAGUCGCAGUACGAAAUUGCACAUAACUAUCAACCAGAAGUGACGUAUUAUCAAGAGCAGUGGUCCGGAAUGGGUGCGGCUCCAAAGGCUGUAGAAGUAUGGGACACGGGGGUCAACACUGAAUUACUGAAAACUGUAGCCAAAGCCUCUGUCAGUCUCCCUAGCGAAUUUAACAUUCAUCCUCAACUUGCGAAGACCCACGUCAAAAAUAGAUUGAGCAAGAUAACACAAGAAAAGGACGUUGACUGGUCAACGGCGGAGGCAAUGGCUUUUGGAUCUCUUUUAAUGGAAGGUCGUCACGUGCGCCUGAGCGGUGAGGACGUAGGUCGUGGAACCUUCUCUCAUAGACACGUGAUGCUUGUGGACCAGAAUACGGAGACCAUACACAUCCCACUCAACAACAUUGAUGAUCAGCAGAAGGGAUUUUUGGAGGUAGCGAAUUCUAUUUUGUCAGAGGAAGCAGUAUUGGCUUUUGAGUACGGUAUGGCGUACGACAACCCAGAAAAUCUUUAUAUAUGGGAAGCUCAAUUUGGAGAUUUUUAUAACGGUGCUCAAAUCAUUGUCGACGCUUUUAUUGCUUCGGGAGAAUCAAAAUGGGUCCGAAGCAACGGUCUCGUGAUGCUUCUACCUCACGGCUACGAUGGUGCCGCAUCUGAACACUCAUCCUGUCGCAUAGAACGGUUCCUCCAGAUGACAGACAGCUCGGAGACGAGCCCCGACUCAGAGGCUGUGUGUAUGCACGUAGUUAAUCCGACUACACCUGCGCAGUAUUUCCACUUAUUGAGACGACAGGUAGUAAGGAACUACCGCAAGCCCCUCGUUGUGGUGGCUCCGAAAAUUUUACUGCGAUCCUCAGACGCGGUCAGCCCACUUUCUGACCUCGCUCCGGGAACAUUCUUCAAACCUGUGAUUGGUGAUUCCAUAGCAGAUCCAUUACGCGUGAGACGCGUCAUAUUAGUCAGUGGCAAACAUUAUUACGAACUACACAAAGAAAGGGUGAAGAACAAGAUAGAUGACGUUGCAAUUAUCAGAGUCGAGUCACUCUGUCCUUUCCCGGUUCACGCACUACAGACGGAACUUGAUCGAUACAGCAAUGCUAGAAAAUUUAUUUGGAGUCAAGAGGAACAUCGAAAUAUGGGAGCGUGGACGUUUAUCAAACCCCGCUUUGAAAACAUGUUAGGAAGAAAGAUAAUAUACUCUGGCCGAUCCAUAGCGGCUACUCCCGCGGUGGGUACAUCAGUGCUUCAUCGAGUUGAAGUUGAACACAUUUUACGAGAACCAUUGUAUGACCUGAAGUGA